Molecule: messenger RNA, 414 nt
Organism: Phytophthora infestans T30-4
Lineage: Eukaryota; Oomycota; Peronosporomycetes; Peronosporales; Peronosporaceae
Exons: 2
Coding region: 1-414 (137 amino acids)
Source: RefSeq, a predicted model, not a curated record
AUGGCCAUGGCGCUAGCUCAAGGCAUCGCUAACCACAACUUAGCCGCGCGAGCAGACACUAUGGAGACAUUAACGGCAGCAAUCAAGCGAGGGAUCUGUUGUUCGGGACAACUCAACUGCAUGGAUCAAUUUGACCAUUUCACUCGGACACAAACGCUGGUGAAUAUGGAAAGAGGGUGGGAAGGCAUGGAUCCCAAGGAGUCAAGUAAGCAAUUUCGCUGGUACCUGCAGGAAUAUGCUUUGUCCUCGUCGAGAAUCCACGACUCAGUCCCGCGAUAUAAUUGGGGCUCCAGUGAACUGAUGGCCACGGCGGCCAACUUUCUCGGCAGGCGAAUCUUUGUUUUGGCGUACGAUACUGAUGACAAAAAGCUCUGGUACUGCUCGGAACUGGGAGACAACGCCCUUUGCAGUUAG